Molecule: messenger RNA, 795 nt
Organism: Sungouiella intermedia
Lineage: Eukaryota; Fungi; Ascomycota; Pichiomycetes; Serinales; Metschnikowiaceae
Source: the annotation of a GenBank genome assembly
AUGUCCAGAAGACCCCAGCUAGAGGAAAUCGACGACGACGAAUUGGAAAAUGCCGACUUUGACUCCGCCCAAUUUGACUCAUCCUUGAGAACUCCGAUUGCUCCCAUCAAUAAACCUGUCAUCACCAGAUCGCAAGAUAACGACGAUUCUGACCCUCCAGUGGUUGCCCCAACGGCGGCAGCUACUCCACUCAAAAAGAGAGACGACAUCGUGGAUCCACAGAAAUUUUCUAGUGAGGAGAGAGAGCAGCUUCGCAAGUUCCAAGUGCUCUACCCAUGCUACUUCGAUAAGAAUAGAAGUCAUAGUGAAGGUAGACGAGUCAGCGCCGAAAAUGCCGUGGAAAACCCGUUGGCUAAGACUAUCUCCGAUGCUUGUCGCCAACUCAACCUUCCGGUGCUUCUUGAGUUGGACAAGUCCCAUCCACAGGACUUUGGUAACCCAGGAAGAGUGAGAGUGCUUCUUAAAGAUAAUGGAGUGGCUGGAAACAGCAGAAUCCCGAACAAACGAAAGUUGUUGAAUAUUGUUGCAGACUAUUUGAAGAGCCAUCCAACCACAUUGGCCAGCAUCGGUCCUGCCAGUGGAAUUCCAUACCCUAGAGAGUAUGAGGGUAACUUUGAGCCCGAAGAGAUUCCUAAGGUGAAGGGCUUCAAGAUGAACACAAUUGUGCCAGUGCACUCGAACUAUACGUUGAAGCAUCCAAUGACGAAGGUGAUCUAUGAUCCUGAGCCCGAGGCCAUCGAGGCUCCCAAACUUCCAAAACAGCCCAAGAAGAAGAUCAUGAAGAUCCGUGGGUAG